Molecule: messenger RNA, 2730 nt
Organism: Gadus morhua (Atlantic cod)
Lineage: Eukaryota; Metazoa; Chordata; Actinopteri; Gadiformes; Gadidae
Exons: 11
Coding region: 100-1248 (382 amino acids)
Source: RefSeq, a predicted model, not a curated record
CUUUUCGGCCCCUGUAUAACAACAAGGAAGUAAAUCCGAAAAGUAUUUCAUUCAAACCGCACAUUGUUUGGUGCAUCGCGUAUUCAUAUUGUUUUCAAAAUGCGCAGAAGAACUGAAGGGCAAGAUUCGAGUGGCGAAUCUCGUAGGUCAGAAAGUAGGGAUGCUGAUCGUGUACAACCCAUUCAAGCCGAGGACCAACGCCUCACCUACUGGUCCAUCAUCAAGAAUAUUGGAACUUGUUUGCUUUUCAUCAUCGCCGUACCACCGUUCCUCAACUAUGCAUCACUGCAGAGAGAAGGACAGUUACUACUGCCGAAAGAAGGACAGAUCCUUGAUGUCGGGCUUGGUCAAAAGAUGCACCUAUUAUGUAAAGGACAAGGAAAACCAGUUGUCAUAUUGGAUGCCCCAACCGGAGCGUCUUCAGACAUUUGGUAUCAUGUCCAAGAAAGUGUUGCUCCGCUGACAAAGGUGUGCACCUAUGACAGAAUGGGCCUGGGCUUCAGCAAGAGAGUGAUGCAGAACGAGAGCUCAGGAACCGAGAAGGUUUGGGGAAUGUCCACCACUGGUCGGAUGGUGGAUGAUCUGCACCGUCUCCUUCGUGCGGCAGAGAUCGACGGACCCUACAUCCUGGUGGGCUCCGAGCUGGGAACGCUCAACGCCAGGUUCUACAGCCACAUCCAUGAUGCGUUUGUGUCGGACCUGGUUCUGAUUGAUCCUAUCCCGGAGGACGUGUUUGAGGAGGACCAAUGGAAGGAGUACUGGUACGGUAAACUGCUGCCCUCGCUCCAGGCCAGGCAGUUCUCGGCGGCGACGGGACUGAGUCGCAUGCUCAUCAUCCUGGGCGUCAUGGAGCCCGCCAUCACUGGAGAUGGCGUCGCUGAGGACGUCGUACAGCGCCAGAAGUACUUCCUGAGUAACCCCGCCCACCAGAGCAGUGCCGUGGACGAGCAUUACUUCCUGAACGAGAGUGCGGCUCAAGUGAGGGACAUCACAAAGUUCAAACCCCUCUCUACGAGGACGUCUGUGAGCGUGAUCACCGGAGAGUCUUUCGACAGCCAGAUUCCAGAGCAUCUGAACCAGAUGGUGGCGAAACUUCAAAAGAAGUUUCUGGGUGAAUCAUAUCCAUCGGCCAAUCACGUUGGGAUCGGAGGUGUGGACCGGCGAAUGAUCUACCAGAGACCAUCUGUCAUCAGUCAGCACUUGAGGAGCGUGGUGAGGCAGCGACAGUCCAGGCAGCAGAGCGAGUAACGUGACCUGGCCUACAUUUCAUACAUGCAUCACGAAUCUGAGGAACUGCUAUCGUUUGUUGCUGCCUGUUACUUUUUUUUUUUCUAUACUAUUGGCUGCCUCAGACGGUGCGGCAGAUAUCUGAAGUGAAUAUCAAUGUGAAUAUAUUGAGUUUUAUGUGCGAGUUUUACAAAUCCUCACCAAUUAAACCUUUUACACAGUACUUCAUGCUUUCUGUGCCUCAUCUGAGCCAAAUGCAUACGGGCCAAUUCCAUUUGAAGGCCUGAAUCAAUGCUCAGUGCUUUGAAACUAUGAUAGGGACAUAUGGUUUGAUGAUAGUGAGCAGUGUUUGGAAAAUAGUGUCUGAAGGUAUUAAAAAUGAGAAGUUGCUUGAAUAUAUCAAUUUUUUUUGCUAGAGACUGUCCUUUUAUACUGGUGUGGUGUAGUGUGAACUUAAAUAUUUAUUUGGUUAUGUCUACAUUACUGAAGUUUAAACAGUACACAAACAUCAUUAUUUCAACCUCAUUAAGGUUCUUUAAGGCCAUUCAUGUGAAUUUUACAGCGGUUACAUUGAAUCGUUAUUUACUGAAAGAAAAGACCAGACGACACUGAAUUAUCCUGAGGAUUUAAGUUUAAUUAUGACACCACAUCAAAAUAAAAAUUUCCAACAGAUCUGGAAUUUUAUUCCAUCCAUAUACAUGCAUAGCAACAACGUUUGUUAAGAAACAUUUUUCUCCCAUAAUUAGGACAUUGGAAUGAUCAUUUUACAUCAGGUACCCCACUGACAGUCCCACCCAUUCUGCUCAUCAGCAAUAAACUUAAUUCUUGUACAAUUCACUUUUUUUUUUUCUCUCCCAAUGGGGUUUCAAAUAAUUAUAUGCACAAUUCCCCCAUUUCAUAAUACUGCUUUUUAGUAACGUUCCCUCAUUUACAAAGUAUUGCAUUGAGAGCAAAAAAUUCCAAAAAGGGAGAUCAAAGAAUAUCAUUCAACAGAAAUACGAGUACUAUACAAGAAUGCUGCCAUCUUCAUGAGAACAUCCACAUCUGAGUUGAAGAUAAGAGACAGGGACAAACAGCCACAUAUGUAUGCAAAGCCAUGUGUAUAUGCCAAACGAUGUCAGAUGCUGGGUAUGCAUGUGCGCCCACUAAAUCACCUCAAAAUGGUGAUUCUUAUUUUAUUUUAUUUUUUUAAGGCUAACAAUUUCAUUAGUAGCAAACCGCAAGUGACAUUUUGAACAUAUACAAAAAACUGGUACAGCAAAUAAGAAUACACAAGUGCCUCAGUAGCUAUUUUUGUGUCUAAAAUGCAUCUUGUCUUCAUGUUCUGUCUAUUGUUUCAUUGAGCCUACAUUACAGUGUAAACGAUAUGUGUGCUACACAAGAAUGACUAUACAAUAACGUUACAAACAACUCUGAUAUAAAUUUCAUUUUGAAUUUAAAUUAAAAUCACUACUCCUAUUAAUACUGAUUGUAAAAUAAAUAAAUGUGAAAGUGGCACCAAUA